CGUUGCUUAACGUUAACGAAACCAGAACGAAACGAGAAUCCGGCUGGCCGGCUACUACUGUUAGUGCUUGCAUACAUCAAUUUAUUAUUUUGACGUUAUUUAAUUUUGUAGCCUAGCUUCCUUUACACCGUAUACCAUCAACAUGAGUAAAGCUCAUCCUCCAGAAUUGAAAAAAUUCAUGGACAAGAAGUUGUCACUAAAGCUGAAUGCCGGCAGACAUGUGCAAGGAAUUCUACGUGGUUUUGAUCCUUUCAUGAAUGUCGUACUGGAUGAAACAGUAGAAAUAAAGAAUAAUGAACAAAAUAACAUUGGCAUGGUGGUAAUCCGUGGGAAUUCCAUUGUCAUGGUUGAAUCGAUGGAUAGACUCUAGGUUAAAUUUGUAUGAUGUAUUGAAACCAUGUAAAAUGUGAUCUCGAUGUUUGUGUUUUGACUCAGAUUAAACUUGAUUCUUAACUUAAGUUUUUUACAAUAAAGACUUUGUAAUAA
Macrosteles quadrilineatus (aster leafhopper) is the source of this 486-nucleotide messenger RNA. Its product is annotated as small nuclear ribonucleoprotein G-like. Gene Ontology annotation, molecular function: RNA binding. Bases 143 to 370 code for a protein of 75 amino acids. Gene Ontology annotation, biological process: spliceosomal snRNP assembly; mRNA splicing, via spliceosome. The record is from RefSeq and is a predicted model, not a curated record. Gene Ontology annotation, cellular component: catalytic step 2 spliceosome; U4 snRNP; spliceosomal tri-snRNP complex. NCBI's taxonomy places the organism in Eukaryota, Metazoa, Arthropoda, Insecta, Hemiptera, Cicadellidae. The transcript has 4 exons.